AUGUUCAGCAGUAGUUUUACUUGGAUCGUCGGCGACCCAAGAUGUUUUGAUCAACAGCGACACACUUCUUUCGAUUUUUAACCAGUAGACGGUACGUUCACUCUUGUGCAUAGAGAGGCCAAGAAGAAAACAAAAACUGGGAGCCGCUUCAGAUAACAAACGAUAAAUAAAAAAUAAAUAAAGGAAAUCUACAACGAUCCAAACGAUCAACAGUUUGGUGGGUACAUCGAGUAACAUUCAAAGAAAGAAGGUAUCUCAAAAGAUAAUUCAAGAUGACGGUGUUUGGGAUGGUAUCGGCGGUGGCGGGCUUCGUAAAGAUCCGCUACCUGCUGGAUAAAGCCGUCAUAGAUAACAUGGUCUUCAGGGCCCACUACAGGAUCACGUCGGCUAUCCUGUUUUGCUGUUGCAUCAUCGUUACUGCUAAUAAUUUGAUUGGUGAUCCAAUCAUGUGCAUCAACGAAGGCUCUAUUCCGGGACACGUAAUAAACACCUACUGCUGGAUUACUUAUACUUUCACGCUUCCCCACGAGCAAGGGAAACGCGUGGGAACGCACGUGGCGCAUCCAGGUUUAGGUAACGAUAACCAGGACAAAGUGUAUCACAGCUAUUAUCAGUGGGUUCCAUUCGUGCUUUUCCUACAGGGAAUUUUGUUCUACAUUCCGCACUGGAUUUGGAAGAUCUGGGAGGAGGAUAAAAUCCGCAAGAUCUCUGAUGGUAUGCGCGGCACCAUCAUCGGUAACAAGGCUGAAAGGGCUCCGCGCAUCUCCAGAUUGGUGCAAUACAUCAUGGAAAGUAUGCAUUUGCAUAAUACGUAUGCCUUUAUCUAUUUCCUCUGCGAAGGACUGAACUUCAUCAAUGUUUUAUUGAACAUUUUCAUGACCGAUAAGUUCUUGGGCGGAGCUUUCUUAGAUUACGGUACCGACGUGAUUCGUUUCAUGAACAUGGAUCAGGAGAAUCGUACCGAUCCGAUGGUCGCGGUAUUCCCCAGAGUGACUAAGUGCACAUUCCACAAAUUUGGGGCAUCCGGUUCUAUACAAAAACACGACGCUCUUUGCGUACUGGCCUUGAACAUUCUGAACGAAAAGAUCUUCGUGUUCCUUUGGUUCUGGUUCAUCAUCUUAGCAGUUAUUUCUGGUUUGGCUCUUGUUUAUUCAUUGGCCGUAGUAAUGUUGCCCAGCACUCGCGAAACCAUCAUGAAGAGGAGGUUCAGAUUCGGAACACCGAACGGCGUAGAUGCAAUCAUCCGCAAGACACAGGUUGGAGAUUUCUUCCUGUUGCAUUUGCUAGGACAAAAUAUGAAUUUGAUGGUUUUCGGCGAAAUCCUGGAGGAGCUAGUGAGACGCCUGAACUUUGGUAGCAACAGCAAUUUGCCGUCUGCACCGAGCACUUUGGAGAUGAGUCCAAUUUACCCGGAGAUAGAAAAAUUCAAAGAGACUGAGACAUAAAUACGAGGAGUGAGAGAAGAAAGCAGCCAGAGCAUUUACUUUUUUUCUUAAAGUUCUCUAUAAAUGUUUUUUUCUGCCAUAGUAAGUUUAGAGAUCUCACCGCCUGAGAUAUUUUUCUUUUGAUACAAGUAUUUUUUUUCCUUUCUCAAUUUAAGUUUAAUUUUUACGUAUAUAUAUACAAACAAAUAUUUGUGAUUGAUAAAUUGUAUAAUGUUUAAGUUUCCAAUUAUUUACUAAGAUUUUCCUCCUAAGCUUAUAUAGUAUAUUAUUCUUAGACGGCUUUGGUAUUCAAAGCGCGGAUAUUAUUAUAUUAUAUUGACAUGUAUGUGCCUUAUUUGACAAAUAAAUAAUUAUGUUUA
Molecule: messenger RNA, 1804 nt
Organism: Nicrophorus vespilloides
Lineage: Eukaryota; Metazoa; Arthropoda; Insecta; Coleoptera; Silphidae
Product: innexin inx3
Exons: 6
Coding region: 273-1445 (390 amino acids)
Biological process (GO): phototransduction
Cellular component (GO): gap junction; plasma membrane
Molecular function (GO): gap junction channel activity
Source: RefSeq, a predicted model, not a curated record